Molecule: messenger RNA, 2360 nt
Organism: Nilaparvata lugens (brown planthopper)
Lineage: Eukaryota; Metazoa; Arthropoda; Insecta; Hemiptera; Delphacidae
Exons: 30
Coding region: 68-2254 (728 amino acids)
Source: RefSeq, a predicted model, not a curated record
UAUAAGCGGUGACAAGCGAUGGAGAAAUCAUCUUCUGGGGUGCAUUCACUACAGCAAGAGCAUCAAGAUGAGGUGUUUCUCAGUUAUCGCACUCCUUGCUGCAUGCAUUUCUGCUGCAACAUGCAUGAGCUAUGGAAGUUAUGGUGGCGCCGCUGCAGCCUAUGAAGCUACAGCUGGAGCUGCCCAGCAGUAUGGCAUGGAACAGUCCCAGUCCCAAUACAGCGCAAGUCAGCAGGAAUCAUCAUCAUCAUCCAGCUAUGAAUCUGCAGAAUACGAUUAUGCUGCAGGUGCCACCAGUGGUUAUGUUGGUCAAUCUGCUCAAGCUGCAGGAGCUGCUUAUGGUGCUGCCACUGGCGCUGGUUAUGGUGUCGCUGGCGCUGGUUAUGGUGCUGCUGAAGCUGCUUAUGGUGCCGCUUAUGGCAGUUCGGCUUAUGGAGCUAGUAUGGCCAGUGGAGCCUCAAACUACGCUGCCGCAUCCUCCUCCAAAUUCAGCUCCGCUUCGUCAAUGGCUGCCUCUUCAGCUUCAUCUAGCGCCGCCAUGUCAGCCUCUGCCUCUUCCUAUCAGGCCAGCCUCGACUACUACCCAAAACUCAGAACUAUUCCUUUCUUCAACAACGUCUUCCAGGCCAUGUCUUGUGAUGACAUCUCAUCUUACAGCAGCCUCUGGACCAGCAACUUCAACGUUCAAAGCACCUUGACCAGCAUGUUCCAAAGCAACUCCCUGUUUAAGAGCUACUUGAGUUGUGCCACCGGUAUGAGCUUCUCAAGCUUCCAAGGUGCCGAAUUCUCUAGAGUUUGCUCUGCCUUCUCAUCGAACAAGGGUGCUUUUGUCGGACUCGUCAGGAACUUUGCCAGACGCGGUUACAUCUACAAAUCCAGCUUCGCUACCUCUCUUUUGUCCUACACACAAUCCACAGAGAUGUGGAGUGCUGCUUCCCGUUUCUCUUCAUUCUCCAACAUGCAGACUUGGUCACAGUGUGGAAUCAACGCUUUCUUCCAGCACAAGGCUUACAGGAGUUAUAUCAUGAAUUUCUGUGGUGUUCAAUCCUGGGACGAAACUGCUAUUUCAAGAACCCUUUCCGGAUACUUCAGAUCUAACCCAGUCGCAACCUCAUUGUUCUUCAGACAUCUUCUCCUCAACAGGGUGAGCUCAUCAUGCUCGUUCCAGCAGUACGCCGCUUUGAACCAACAGUCGUACAUGGCUACCAGAAGCUCCAGCUUUGCCUACUACGGAGGUUUCUACAAUGCCUUCCAACAAUCAUCAUCGUCAUCGUCAUACGCCAGAACACAAAGCAUGUCAUCUUCUUCAUCAUCAUCAAUGAGCUCUUCCUCCUCAUCUUACUCUGCCUCAAGGUCAUACCAAUCAGUCCAGCAGUACUACAGCUCCACCCUCUACCAGAGCAGCCUCUUCCGUGGAUGCUUCGAACUUCAAUCCGUUGACACCUCCAAACAAGCCGGUUUCUACAGCAGUGUCUUCAGCCAGGGCUACGACUAUUCAAGCAACUUCGGAACCUGCUUCCAAGAUGCCUACUACCGUAAAUACUUGUUGGCAUGCACUGGAUAUUACGGCGAAUACAACGCUCAGAUGAGCAGCACCCUCUUCUCUUACGCCCAGCAGCAUCCAGGAUUCUUCGCCAGGAGUACCAGGCUUUACGCUAGAAACGGUGCUUUCUUCUCAUCACAAAUUGGAAAAAUGUUCGUGGACCAGAAUUCCAACUUUUUCUUCUCACAGCAGGUCCAACAGUACCGUUCGCAAUUCUUGAGCGUCCAAGCUUGGAAUUCAUUUGGACUGGCCAAUCUCUUCCAAUGUCGUUACUACCAACGUAAAAUCUGCAGCUUCUUCGGAUUCUCUUCCUACAACUACCAUCAAGUGUCCAAUGCGUUUAUCUCACUCUUCAAUACCAACUUCUCUGGAGGUCUUCUUGCUUUGAGACAUUUGAUCUACAGGAAAUACAUCGGCUCUUCCUUCAACGUCCAGGCCUACCGCAGUCUAAGAAGCUACAGUUAUGCCAGCUCUCUGGCCUACAGCUGUCCAUUCUACUCGCAGUGGUCUAGCUACUGCAGUUCCUUCUCACAGAGAUCGCAGUUCAGUCGCUCAGCUGCCUCCAGUCGCUCGGCUUACAUGCAGCAGCAGCAGUCAGCUUCUAGCUCAAGCACCAGCUCCUACCAGGCUGGUGCCCAGUCGGCAGCUGCUGGAUACGCUGCUCAGUCGGGAUACGCUGGUGGAGCCUCUGGUUUUGGUGGAUACUACUGAGAAGCCCAACAUCUUGCACCAUCUUGAUGGCACACUCUGUAGUUCAACUACAUACAACAUAUGCAUACCCUGUAUCAUUACUAAUAAAGUAACAGCAACUUAAAAA